Molecule: messenger RNA, 4397 nt
Organism: Oncorhynchus keta (chum salmon)
Lineage: Eukaryota; Metazoa; Chordata; Actinopteri; Salmoniformes; Salmonidae
Product: HSPB1-associated protein 1 homolog
Exons: 9
Coding region: 169-1689 (506 amino acids)
Molecular function (GO): 2-oxoglutarate-dependent dioxygenase activity
Source: RefSeq, a predicted model, not a curated record
CAUCCAUGUUGGUCCCUUCCUCAAUAGAUGUGAACGUGAUUUUCAGCCCUUAUUGAGUCGGAAUGGCCCCCUAGUUUAACAUUACGGUAUUAUUGGGAAAAAGUCGCUCACUUGAGUUGUUUACUCCCUCUCUGAUUUGUUCGUGGACGUGUAAAGAAAGGCUCAGCUAUGACCCCCAAGCCCUUCAGCCCAGAAGAGAUCCAGAAGAUCCUGGGAUCUCUACAGAGGCCUGCCGUCUUCCUCAACAUUACCUGUGAUUGGCCAGUGCUCCUCUGGACUGUAGACCACCUGUCACGAUGCCUUGGAGGGAAGGCUGUCCGGUUCAGAAUGGGAAGGAGACAGCAUGAAAAGACACCUCUUUUUGAGACUCAAUGCUCAUAUGUGGAGGCCAAACUGGAGGAGUUUCAGUCCUGGACAGAGGGUCAGACUGGUGCAGAAGAUGUGGGGUGUUUCUCGAACUACCCCCUCUCUCUGUACUGGGCCUAUGCAGACUACAAAUACAUUGCACUGCUGCUUCAAGAAAAGCCCUCCAUGUUUGAGGACGUAGUGUGGUCUCAGUUUGGGUUCCCGGGUCGUAAUGGGAGAGACAGCACACUGUGGAUUGGUACCGAAGGUGCCAAUACCCCGUGCCACCUGGACUCCUAUGGGUAUAACCUGGUACUACAGGUACAAGGAAGGAAGCGUUGGCACCUGUUCCCCCCUGCAGACACGAGUUGUCUGUACCCCAGCAGGAUCCCCUAUGAGGAGUCUAGUGUGUUCAGCCAGGUGGAUGUGCUCCAACCAGACCUCCAGAGGUUCCCUGCUUUCAGACACGCCAGGGCCUACACAGUCACCCUACAGCCUGGACAGGUGCUGUUUGUCCCCAGACACUGGUGGCACUAUGUGGAGUCUGUUGACCCCAUCACCGUCAGUGUCAACUCCUGGAUUGAGUUGGAAGUUGACGAUGAGGCGAGAGUAGGCGAGGCCCUCACCAAAGCCAUCGUCUGUGCUCUGAAGACGACACCUAGUAACGACAAUGAUGAUGACUGGCUCAAUCCCACUGAGGAGGGGUUGGUGGGACAUGACGAGAACAUGCAGUACCUGAACCUGGCUGUGGGGGCCUGUAUGGAGAAGAGAGGGAUAACAAGUCACCGUGACCAACAGACCCAGGACACCCCAGCCUGUCCAAGGGCAAAACGUGACUCCAGGGGCCAAGCUAAGAACACAAACUCUUCAUCACCACCAGCAGAGUGCCUUUCCUCCUCUUCCACACCAUCCACCAUGCCCUUCGGGCCUCACCUCAUCCCCGUGGCCUGGAACCAGAUCACCAACCAGGAAACUCCAGAGCAGAACCCCAAAAACCAAGACAGACCGUCACCAUCCAGAGACUGUGACAUAAUCAGGUCUAGCAGCAUAACCCAAAACACCCCUCCCAGACCUGUCAGUGGAAGUAGAGCCCAGCACCAGCAUGGAGGGGAAGGCAUGUCCAGCCCCAGUUCAGCCUCAGACCCCCUAGUGUUACCACGGCCAGGGUCCAGAGAUGGAGAAAGGCCACCACCUGGGGACAGAGACCAGGGCAAGGGUGACAGAGCACACUGCCCCGUCUCCAUCACCACCAACGACCUACUGCAGUGCCUGGUUCACCCUGAGGUCAUUGCUAGAGUCUCUGAGCUACUGAUGGAGAGAGUCCAGUCAGGGACAACACCAUAGCUUCAUAAUUUACAUUCCAACGUUCAUACUAGUAUGCUACUGAGAUAGAAUGAAGCAAUGUAUUUUGGGAUUCUAAGUGCUAAGCUAGUAUGGAUAUUGAAACAGAACCUAACAAGUAGAUUGUACAUAACUUCCCUCAAUUGUUAAAAAUGGGGAAAGGAGUCAUCAUCAGUAAGUCUAUAGAGUUUAACUGGGUUCAAUUGACUUUAACAGCUUAGGUUAAGUCAAGGUGGAGUAUAUCAUGGUAUUAAUACCUCUGACACGGGCUCUUAUUUCCCCUAAUACUGCUGGGAGUCUCUGGCUGCGUCCCAAAUGGCAUCCUAUUCCCUAUAUAGUGCACUACUAUUGACCAGAACGGCUUGAUGAUUAGGCGAGAGUAAAAUGGUCCUGGUCAAAAGUAGUGCACUAUAUAGGGAAUAGGGUGCCAUUUGGGACGCAAGCCUCUGUGGAGAUAACAGUGAUUCAGAAACCACUGAAUGAACGGCCAUGCUCUGCAGUGCCCACAUGGCAAAUCCUGCCUGGCUGAUAGUUAUUCCAAAGUGUCAGAGAAGGGAGAACGGAAAGACGUUUCACACUUUUCUAGAUUUUCUUACCCUUCUGCUCCUUCUUUUUCUACCCCAUCUACACUGAGUGUACAACACGUUAUGAACACCUGCUCUUUCCAUGACAUAGACUGACCAGGUGAAUCCAGGUGAAAGCUAUGAUCCCUUAUUGAUGUCACCUGUUCUUGACACUGGUUUGUGUCAAGAACUGCAAUGCUGCUGAGUUAACGCUGAACGGUUUCCCGUGUGCAUCAAGAAUGGUCCAACCACCCAAAGGACAUCCAGCCAACUUGAAACAACGGUGGGAAGCAUUGGAGUCAACAUGAGCCAGCGUCCCUGUGGAAUGUUUUGGACACCUUGUAGAGUCCAUGCCCAGACGAAUUGAGUCUGUGCUAAGGGCAAAAGAAGUUGCAACUCAAUUUUAGGAUGGUGUUCCUAAUGUUUUAUACACUCAGUGUAUAUGGUUUACUGUAGUAUGUUAUAGUCUUGGCGACUCCAUGAGGUCAAAUCCAAGUCAAGAGCAUUUCUUCCAUUCUUACCAUGUUUGUAAAUUAAACUUUGUAUCAUUCUUGUAAUAAUAACAGUGAUAGCUAGUAUUUCUCAGAUGUCGGCUACAUUUUCUGCCUUCCAUUCCCCAGCUGGUAGGUUAUGUUUACGUCCCAAAUGGCACCUUAUUAUAUAUAUAGUGCACUGCUUUUGAGUGUUUUUUGGUAUUUUAUUGGGAUCCCCUUUUAGCUGCUGCCAACCUGGAGCUUCCAGGGGCUACUCUUCCUCUUUAGACCAGGGCUCUGCCUUCCAUUCCCCAGCUGGUACAUUCUGUUUGCAUCCAGGGGCUACUCUUCCUCCUUAGACCAGGGCUCUGCCUUCCAUUCCCCAGCUGGUACAUUCUGUUUGCAUCCAGGGGCUACUCUUCCUCUUUAGACCAGGGCUCUGCCUUCCAUUCCCCAGCUGGUACAUUCUGUUUGCAUCCAGGGGCUACUCUUCCUCUUUAGACCAGGGCUCUGCCUUCCAUUCCCCAGCUGGUACAUUCUGUUUGCAUCCAGGGGCUACUCUUCCUCUUUAGACCAGGGCUCUGCCUUCCAUUCCCCAGCUGGUACAUUCUGUUUGCAUCCAGGGGCUACUCUUCCUCUUUAGACCAGGGCUCUGCCUUCCAUUCCCCAGCUGGUACAUUCUGUUUGCAUCCAGGGGCUACUCUUCCUCUUUAGACCAGGGCUCUGCCUUCCAUUCCCCAGCUGGUACAUUCUGUUUGCAUCCAGGGGCUACUCUUCCUCCUUAGACCAGGGCUCUGCCUUCCAUUCCCCAGCUGGUACAUUCUGUUUGCAUCCAGGGGCUACUCUUCCUCUUUAGACCAGGGCUCUGCCUUCCAUUCCCCAGCUGGUACAUUCUGUUUGCGUCCAGGGGCUCUGGUCUGAAGUGGAAGGACUAUAUAGGGAAUAGGGUGCCAGUUGGGGUGAAGAUGUUAGAAAGGCAGCCUGUUAUGGUAUUGUGAUUAAUGAAUGCUGUCUAAGGAGUGAUGAUGUGUUAUGUCCCAGUUACCAGGAAGUGAUGUGUUAUUUUUCUGUCUCUCUAUAGUCCUGGGUCUGUGACAAGGGAAGGAAACCAAAUCUCUGAAUGAAUAAAGACUAGAAACAUGUAAGCGCCACCAACAAUCAGGUAGUCCUGCAAAAACGUAAGAGUAGCAAGAUUUCAGAAACAGAAUUAUAUCAUAUUCAGAGAAAUUUACACAUUUUUAUUUAUGUACCACUAGAGUAAAAUGGUUCCCAGGAGUGUAACGUUUUAUGAAGGUCUAUCUAUCAAAUGAUUAGGACACACUAGACAUUUUUCCUUGACUCAUAGUUUGUCAUUUGAAUGAGGCUCUUUUAGUCAAGUAUUACUGGAGUUAAGUCUACUCCAGUAUUUGUCUCACGUAGCCCAGUCUAAAGAGCAGGGAUGGAAAUUAAUCUAGGCCACUAGUAAAAAUGGUUCUACUAGUAACAAAUCCUUAAGUUUCAUGCCUGCUAAGAAGGACCCUUUUCACAAUGUUCUGUAAUUGUUUUGUUUAUCAACUACAAUAGUCUGUUGUUUUCAUCUUUGAACAUCAUUGUAAACAGGGGACUUCAGAUCAUUCUAUUAUGUUCAGUAACAUUUUAUAAAUUCACAAAAAUAAAAUACAGCGUUUGAACAAUG